Messenger RNA from Dentiscutata heterogama, 686 nucleotides. The record is from the annotation of a GenBank genome assembly. NCBI's taxonomy places the organism in Eukaryota, Fungi, Glomeromycota, Glomeromycetes, Diversisporales, Gigasporaceae.
CUGAAACUCUAAUCGACAGAGCAGUUGUGUUAACUUCGUUUGGAGGUCAAUAUGGUAACCAAAAACCAACAGAGUUUCUUUGUUUAACUCUGAAAUUAUUACAAUUACAACCGGGUAAAGAAAUUAUUAUAGAAUUUAUUAAGAACGAAGAGUAUAAAUAUUUAAGAGCUCUUGGGGCAUUUUACUUAAGACUUGUUGGAACGUCACUAGAAAUUUAUCAAUAUCUUGAACCAUUAUUGAAUGAUUAUCGAAAGCUGAGGAAACGAACAAUAGAUGGUGAAUUCUCAAUUACACAUAUGGACGAAUUCAUAGAUGAAUUAUUACGUGAAGACAGAGUAUGUGAUACUAUAUUGCCACGAAUUACAAAACGUUAUGUUUUAGAGGAAAAUGGUGAACUACAACAACGUGAAAUUGUACCUUCUGAUAAUGAUAAACGCUAUCGGGCUCGCUCAGAAUCAUAUUCUAGAUCACGUUCACGUUCUCGUUCGAGAAGUCGGAUUAGAUCUCGUUCACGGCGUAGAUCUCGUUCAAGGAGUAGAUCUCGUUCAAAACGUAGAGGAUACGAUAGAUACGAACCUAGUUAUCGUAGAGAGCAUUCCAGUAGAGAAAGAGAACAUUCAUCCUCACGUCAUCAUAGUCAUCGUCGUAAAAGAUCACGUUCACGUUCUACAAGCCACAGUCAAUGA